This is a messenger RNA of Moneuplotes crassus, 1947 nucleotides long. The record is from the annotation of a GenBank genome assembly. Lineage: Eukaryota; Ciliophora; Spirotrichea; Euplotida; Euplotidae.
GAACAUUCCAAAAUGUCUGAAGAAGUUGAACAAGUAAAUCCAAACCCACAUCCACCACAAGAAGAGCCUCAGCAGGAAAGCUUUAUGUGGAGAGUUGCUAAGAUGGUCCUUGUCUAUUUCCUGAUCAUGCAAGUGGUCAGCCUGUUCAAAGGCCAAAAACAAUUCAACAAGGAAGACCUACUAGACCAGGAUGGGCAUCAAGUUCUUUUAAAGGAUAAGCUGCAGAACUUAUUUUAUACUUCUCAUGAAUUCAAUGUGACAGGGUAUGUUUCCCCUCAUAAAUAUUUUGUGAAGAAUAAAAAAAACCAGGAAUACCAGGUUAAUCAGAAAAUGAAAAAAGUCUUUGAAAAAGAGGGGCUUACUUAUGACUGGGAAAGUACAAACGAGAUUAGUUAUAACAUCUCAUUCCCUAUUUCACAGAAAUUCUUAGACAGGAACGCUACCAUGUAUCUACAUGUAGAGUUCGAAGCUGAUUAUAGAUUCAAAGAUGACCAUUUAGACCUUGAGAUGCCUGAGUAUCGCUCUAUCCCAGGAUAUUCUGAUGCCUGGUUUAAAGAUGGAGGCAACAAAAUAGUAAUGCACAGAAGUAUCCCAUUGAUCAAGUAUACUCCAAAAGUCGAGGAGAAAAAGACUGUCAAUCUUCUUAAUGGGGACAUCGAAGUCAAAGAAGAGCCAAAGGAAGAAGAUGAAGGACCGAAACCCUAUAUUCAACACUUGAAGCCUGAAAUUUAUUGAUAUGUGUCUCCUGAUACUACCAUUUAUCCAAGAAAUGGUAUUCCGGAUCAACUAAGAAAAGUGUUGUUGAUUAAUACACAGUUGAAUUACUACGAGCCUCUAUUCAUAUGUACAGACUAUUGGAUAUACAAUGAACUCUUAAUACCUCUAAAUGAGACUGUGGAGCAUGGAAAUGUCACUGUGAACAUCCAGCCUUACUCCUUCAUGAAAAUAGCAAUGAUCGAGCAGAUGGACCAAGUUAACCAUAUGUAUAAAGAAUGGGGGAUGGCAACUGAUAUGGAUCUUACUAAGAAAAUGUUUGCUGAGACAAACUUCUACCUUCUUGCCCUAACAAUGGUCGUAUCUGUAGCUCAUACUAUUUGUGAAGUAAUGGCAUUUAAGAAUGAGAUCCACUUUUGGAAAGACAGAGACUCCAUGAAAGGAAUCUCAGUGAGAACUUUAUUUAUUAAUCUCGCAAUGAGUGUUAUUAUUUUCCUCUACCUCUUAGAUAAAAACGAGGAGACAUCUUAUAUGAUUAUUCUUCCAGCAGGAUUCGGUAUUCUUAUUGAAUGUUGGAAAAUCACCAAGGCAUGCAAGGUUUCCAGCAAAGAGGCCUUCCCUUGGAUUAAGAUUGAAGAUAAAGAUAGUUAUAAGGAAGAUGACACAGACAAAUAUGACAGAGUGGCAAUGAAGUAUCUCGGUUAUGCUAUGUAUCCCCUUCUAACAUGCUACUGAGUAUACUCUUUAUUGUAUGAAGAACAUAAGGGAUGGUACUCUUUUAUUAUCAACACUCUUGUAGGAGCAGUAUAUGUAUUUGGAUUCAUUACGAUGACUCCUCAGCUAUACAUUAAUUACAAAUUGAAAUCUGUUGAACAUUUGCCAUGGAGAGCAUUGAUUUACAGAUUCCUGAAUACAAUCAUUGAUGAUCUGUUCUCCUUCAUAAUCUCUAUGCCAACGAUGCAUAGGUUGAGUUGUUUCAGAGAUGACAUUAUCUUUAUAAUUUACUUGUACCAAAGAUGGGUUUACAGAGUUGAUAAGAACAGAGAUCCAUACGGUUCACUAAAGAAAGAGGAGAAAGAAGAAGAACAGAAGGUAAUCCAAGAAGAAACAGAUAAAGAUUCUGAGCCUGAUGAUUCACAUGAUAGUGAUGAAGGCGUGGUCAAAAAAGAAGAAGAGGACCAGAAAGAAGGUGUCAAGAAGAGGCAAGUUAUCAAAUAACCAGCCUACUUAUUA